Lytechinus variegatus (green sea urchin) is the source of this 4777-nucleotide messenger RNA. RefSeq names its product outer dynein arm-docking complex subunit 2-like (gene armc4). Bases 160 to 3303 code for a protein of 1047 amino acids. The record is from RefSeq and is a predicted model, not a curated record. NCBI's taxonomy places the organism in Eukaryota, Metazoa, Echinodermata, Echinoidea, Temnopleuroida, Toxopneustidae. The transcript has 17 exons. Gene Ontology annotation, molecular function: protein binding.
GCUGCUUAUUGCUUGCGCUUAGCAACGGGACUCAAAAUAAGCCUCCUUGCAGACUGAAAUCGAAGGAAACUCUACAUAACAUAACCCCAAAACAAGGAAAACUUAGAGAAGAGUCGUUUGCAAAAAUAAUUAUUGCAAUCUGAAUUUAGCUGAUUCAAGAUGGGUCAGACCCUGACAAGAGCAGCGAAGUGGACAUCAGCCAGUGAGGGUGGUGAAGGAAAGCUAGAAUUCACACCGGUCAAUGAGAGUCUUCUUAACAGCAUCAUCAAGUUUGUAGAGCCAUUCCCCUCCAAGCAUCCAAACGAAGCCAGCCUUGUCUUCAGAAACCCUCUACAAUGGAAAACCAAUCUUGAAGCAUCAGCUUUCUCUGGAGACUAUGAACAUAAUGAUGAUGGUGUAUGUUCCAAUGCAACUGAUAAAGACGAGCAGCCACUACUUCAACUUCAGAAACUUGGUGAGCUACACUCCAAGCUUACCGUUCGAUCUAUGGAGCAGCUCGCAGCAGUUCUCAGGGUUGCUGGAGAGAAGAAGAUGAUAGAGACGAGGGCAAUCUUAGAAAGCAACAGAGAUCCGCUAGCUAAGAUCCUUGGCGAAGGCUUUGCUACGGUAGAAGGAGAGGACAACUCAGCAAUUAGACUGUUAGAGGAAACACAGAAAGAUGACUCGGAUGAGGCUCAAGAGAAGAGAUUGAAGGUCAAACUUCUCCUUCUUAUCAAAGACUUUGACAUGCAGCUUAUGAACCAAUAUCUCUCAGAGGUUUCAGAGGAUAUUCGUCUGACUCCACAGCAAGUGAACGAUGAGGUGGAACUGCUUCACAAGUUCAGUGGCGAUGACAGUCACUGUGCCUUGGAGUCAAUCUGCUUCUCCUCUGACUACCAGUUUGACAAUGGUUGCCAUGCCCCACCCUGGAGACAGGUCCAUGGUGAUAUUGGCUAUCUGCUCAUAAAACCUCAUGAUGCUGACCAGCUCUCGGUGACCGCCAAUACUGCUGGAAUUUAUGAAAACAAGGGCUGUCAAAAAGAAGGUGAAGAGAUGGACUACGAAAGAGUUGGUAAUAUCUACCGCAGCCUGGUCGCCCUGCUCUCUUCCAAGAGCGCCAAGUUCAAGCAGGUUAUCGACAGUAAGGAAUUUCAACUGCAGGGCGAUAAUAACCCCGAGCAAAUCAGCAACUACGAAGAGGACUUUGACGAGGAGGAUGGUACGGGGGAGAGAACGGCAAGAGAAGAGAAGAAAGAAGAGAAGGAAGAGGAAAAGAAAAAGAAAGAGAGAAAAACAAGAAAGAAAACUAAACCAGCCAAGACCACGAAACAAGCCACACUAAACUGGAAAAACGAUCUGAACAAAGAGAAAGAUGAUGAAAAGAAGGAAAAACAGGAGAAAAUCUCAAGACAGACGAGUGAUCGGUUGAAAUCCAAGACCCCUGCCAUGGAAGACGACUUCUCCUCCAGCUCUUCGGAGUCUGAAGAGGAGGAAGAGACCACAGACAGGAGGCAGGAGCAGAAUUCAGAUCUUCCUUCCGAGUACUGGCAGAUUCAGAAACUUGUCAAAUACCUGAAGGGAGGUAACCAGACUGCUACUGUGAUUGCAUUGUGCGCCUGUCGAGAUUUCAACUUAGCUCAAGAGACAUGUCAGCUAGCAAUCAGGGAUGUCGGUGGACUGGAGGUUCUUAUCAACCUUCUAGAGACAGAGGAGAUCAAAUGCAAGAUUGGUGCACUCAAGAUCUUGAAGGAGAUCUCUCAAAAUACCCAGAUCCGUCGGGCAAUCGCUGACCUGGGUGGACUUCAGACUAUGGUGAAAAUCCUGAAAUCACACGACAAGGAGCUCAAGUGCCUAGCAGCGGAGACCACCGCCCACGUAGCCAAGUUUAGGAGAGCCCGUAGGACGGUCAGACAGCAUGGAGGCAUCAGAAAGCUGGUUGCACUCCUUGACUGUGCACCAUUGGGUUCUGGGUCGGUCUCUGCUGAAAUGGAAAAGGAUAUCAGCGUUGCCCGCUGUGGGGCGCUUGCCCUCUGGAGCUGCAGUAAGAGCACCAAGAAUAAGCAAGCCAUCAGGAAGGCCGGUGGCAUUCCUCUCUUGGCCCGUCUUCUGAAGUCGCCCCAUGAGAACAUGCUGAUACCUGUCGUUGGUACCCUCCAGGAAUGUGCUUCUGAGCAUAGCUACCGACUUGCCAUCAGAACAGAGGGCAUGAUCGAAGACCUGGUCAAGAAUCUCAACAGUGAGAACCAGGAGCUGCAAAUGCACUGCGCCAGCGCCAUCUUUAAAUGUGCGGAAGAGAAGGAGACCCGGGACCUGGUCAGGACCUACGGCGGUCUGGAUCCUAUGGUCUCUCUCUUGGACAAUUCAGAUAACAAGGAGUUGCUUGCUGCGGCCACCGGUGCCAUCUGGAAGUGUGCCAUGAGCCCGGAGAAUGUGAUGCGCUUCCAGGAAUUGAAGGCUAUUGAAAGGCUCGUUUCUCUGCUGAACGACCAGCCAGAGGAGGUGCUUGUCAAUGUUGUUGGAGCCCUAGGAGAGUGUGCAGCCCAGGAACCGUCCAACAGGCAACUGAUUCGCAAAGCAGGAGGUAUCCCAUCCUUGGUCAAUCUCCUGACGGGUACCAACCAAGCCCUUCUUGUCAACGUGACCAAGGCUGUAGGAGCAUGCGCCACAGAAGCUGAUAACAUGGGUAUUAUUGAUCGGUUGGAUGGAGUGCGAUUGCUUUGGUCUCUUCUGAAGAACCAGAAUCCUGAGGUUCAAGCCAGUGCGGCCUGGGCUAUCUGUCCCUGCAUUGAAAAUGCCAAGGAUGCUGGUGAAAUGGUUAGGUCUUUUGUUGGUGGGUUGGAGCUCAUCGUGAGCCUCCUCAAAUCAGAAGACAAAGAGGUACUGGCAAGCGUGUGUGCAGCCAUAGCAAACAUUGCCAAGGAUGAAGAAAACUUGGCUGUAAUCACAGACCACGGAGUUGUGCCCAUGCUAGCUAGACUAGCCUCAACCACGGAUGAUAAACUGAGGAGACAUUUAGCCGAUGCCAUCGCCAGAUGCUGUAUGUGGGGCAACAACAGGGUGGCAUUUGGUCAGAAUGAGGCCGUGGCCCCACUGGUCAACUACCUGAAGUCGCCCGAUGCAUCCGUCCAUUGUGCUACGGCAGAAGCCCUCUACCAACUAUCCCGAGAUCCAAACAACUGCAUUACAAUGCACGAGAGUGGUGUUGUCAAGCUCCUUGUCUUUAUGGUGGGCUCAGAGGUACCUGCUUUACAAGAAGCUGCUGCAGGCUGCAUUGGAAAUAUCAGAAGACUGGCUCUGGCCAAUGAGAAGGCCCGAUAUAAAUAGAUUUCAACCCAACCACAAGCUUUCAACCAAUUAGAAGAUAAGACACAGAGUGCCUGUGACCUCUUGCAGCACCAAGAAUUUAUUGAUUUCAUGCAGUUACUGCAUACCUUCAGGAGAACAGUUGGAAGGGACACAGUCUUAAGACCUCAGAGAUCUUACAUUAAUUGGAACUAUACCUUGACUCUUCUAUUGUAAACUAGACAGAUUCGGGUUCAUACGACAUCAUGUAGAUGCUGAAUUUCUUUUUGGAUUUGUGGAAACAAUUAACGCAGAAUAAGAAGUUUGGACUAUGAAACAUGGCAUGUUGUUUCUGAAGACGAGUAAAUUGUAUUAUUUACAUGUGUGACAUUAUUGUAUGCUUUCCGCACUCGGAAUGUAAGCAAUUUUUAUUGCUAAUAUUUUUUUUUCAAUCUCACUCUUUACAACAUUCUUUCAAAUGGCUAAAUUUACAGUGCCUUCCAUUUCGAGCAAUAUUUCUGCAAAUUUUCUUUUCUCCCACUUUCCAUUGUUAUGCUUCUUUCAAAGUUUAUGUUGUAUGGUUUUUCUUUUUAUAGAGUUCUUAAAUAUGAGGGAUGAAAUCCCAUUUUCUGUUUCACUUUCUGAAGAAAUUAAACACAACAUUGUUAUCUCAGAGUGUAGUGGUUUCACAGUACACCAUGUUAUGCGAAUGCCCACUAAGGAAUACAUGGUCUUCCGUGAAACCACUACUCUUCUUCUUCACCAUGAAAAUCUUCAGAAGUUACAUUUUUAUCUUACCUGCCUACAAGCAUAUUCAUCUAUAUCAAUUUCACUUUUUUCAUUUUUCUAAAGAAAACUGACAUUAAUCUUUGUCUUAUUAAGAGGGGGUGGGAUUAGUGAAUGUCACUUUAUACAAAAAAAUAUUGAACAUAUAAACAGAUAUGUUGACAUCAGUGGAAAAUAGUUUGUCAUUUAAUUGGUUCAUUUCAUUUUUAUGUAUGAAAAAGUCUGUAAGUCUACAUAAAAAAAAUGUUUGUAAAUAUAUUUAUAGGUAACAUUCUACAAAAUACUUUAUUUGUACCAAUCUAUUGAAAGUGAAACAUUGAAUUUUAUUGAAGACUUGUAAAUUAUAUAUGUUAAGAUAAUCUAUAUUGGUAUAGUCUAAUCAGUGGCAGAGUAAGGAUAGUCAAUGAGGGUGGUAUGAAGGGACACACUUUAAAGAAAACAAAUGAUGGAGGCAGCUACCUCCAAGUUUUUCAGAAAAUAAUCCCAAAAGCACAUGAUUCUUUGAAGAUAUUUUCCUUUUUAUACAUUUUUUUAUAUAUCAUAUGACUAGAAUUGGGAGAAGUGACACGUGCACCCACAACUGUAAUUCAUUUGCUAUUCCUGUGUCUAUCAUAAUAUAAAAAGACAUGUGUUAUAUAUGUGAUAAUGUUAAUUUGCAUGAAUAUAUUCUAGUGAAUAGUGAUUGUGGAAACACUGUAUAUAUUGUAUAUGAAUAAAAUCUUAUUAUUAA